This is a messenger RNA of Durio zibethinus, 2532 nucleotides long. NCBI's taxonomy places the organism in Eukaryota, Viridiplantae, Streptophyta, Magnoliopsida, Malvales, Malvaceae. The record is from RefSeq and is a predicted model, not a curated record.
UCUUCUUUCUUGGACUUUGGACCAAACAAGAAUCUUAAUUAAAACCUAACUGGCUGCGAUUGAAAUAGGCCCAAAAAUCCAUACCCGUCUCUUUUAUGACAAGUCAGAAUUCAAUGUGGGCUGGGUUGAACCUGAAAACUGAUCCAAAAAUUAAAUUAGGAAGGAAAAAAGAAGAAUAAAAAAAAAAAAACAAAGCUACUCCUGGCCUGAGCUGAUUGCCUUGCCUGGUUAUAAAUCAGCAAAUAUCUGUCAACUGUCACAUGGGAAAAAUGAAAAAUGGAAGACUACCCACAAUCAGACCGUACAUUUUCUCAUCACCCAACAAUCAAAACUUCCUCGUCCCACCUAACAACACUUUCGCGCCAGCCCACCAGUACUAUCUCUCCAACCCAACCGUCACAACUCUCUCCAUUGCUAUUCAACACUUCAUUAACUCAGAUACCCCUUUCCAUGGCCAAAAGAUUCAUACCCACAUUAUAAAAUCUGGGUUUUCACCGAAUACGAAUAUUUCCAUCAAACUCCUUAUAUUGCAUUUAAAAACUGGGUGCUUAAACUAUGCCAGCCAAGUGUUCGAUGAAUUGCCGCAGCGGACUUUGUCUGCUUAUAAUUAUAUGAUUGGCGGGUACCUUAAACAUGGGAAAGUUGAGGAGUCACUUGGUUUGGUUCGUAGAAUGGUUUAUUCAGGUGAAAAGCCUGAUGGAUACACAUUUUCGAUGAUUUUAAAGGCCUCUGCUUGUGGGAGUAAUAGGGUGGUGCUGCCGCGGUUUUUAGGGAGGAUAGCACAUGCCCAGAUGGUGAAAUUGGAUGUUCAGCCUGAUGAAGUGCUUUAUACAGCACUGGUUGACUCGUAUGUGAAGACUAGGAAGGUUGAAUAUGCAAGGACCGUUUUUGAUAUGAUGUUGGAAAAGAAUGUGAUUUGUUCAACGGCGUUGAUCACUGGAUACAUGAAUAAGGAAUUAGUACAGGAGGCUGAAGAUGUGUUUAAUAGAACGGUUGAAAAGGAUGUGGUAGUUUUCAAUGCAAUGAUUGAAGGUUACAGUAAAUCAGUUGAAACUGCUAAGAAAGGAUUUGAGAUUUUUGUUGAUAUGCAACGGUUGAAUUUCCGGCCUAAUAUUUCGACUUUUGUGAGUGUAAUUGGGGCUUGUUCUGUUUUAUCAGCAGUUGAAAUAGGUCAACAAGUUCAAGGUCAAUUAGUGAAGACUGAGUUCUUUAUGGACAUAAAGAUAGGAAGUGCUCUUGUUGACAUGCAUGCAAAAUGUGGAAGAAUUGAGGAUGCCAGAAGAGUUUUUGACUACAUGCCGGAAAAGAAUGUUUUCACAUGGACCUCGAUGAUUGAUGGAUAUGGGAAGAAUGGAAACCCAAACGAAGCGCUUGAGCUGUUCUACAUGAUGCAAGAAUGUUUUGUUGAACCGAAUGAUGUUACAUUCCUUAGCGCUCUCUCUGCUUGUGGACAUGCUGGCUUACUUGCCAAAGGCCGAGAAAUCUUUGAGAGCAUGGAGAGAGAUUACUCAAUAAAACCGAAGAUGGAGCACUAUGCUUGCGUGGUUGACCUUCUGGGACGUGCAGGACGUUUAGAUCUAGCUUGGGAACUUGUAAUGAGGAUGCCUGAGAAGCCCAAUUCUGAUGUUUGGGCAGCUUUGCUCAGUUCCUGCAGGCUGCAUGGUGAUGUACGAAUGGCAAGGAUAGUUGCCAACGAACUUUUUAAGCUAAAUGCUGAUAGUAGGCCAGGGGCAUUUGUUGCAUUAUCAAAUACUUUGGCAGCUGCUGGAAAAUGGGAUGGUGUCAGUGAGUUGAGGGAGGUGAUGAAGGUAAGAGGGAUAUUGAAAGAUGCUGCCUGCAGUUGGGUAGGGACUGAUGGUGGUUUAUAAUGUUUCAUCUUUCUGAAGCCAUUUACAAUUUUUCUUUUGCUGCCGUGAUGGUGCGUGUUAGUAACGUCCGAUGCAGUCACUCCAAAAGCUUGAAUUGCUAUUAACAAAUAUGUUGCGUUGAUCAUGGCUGGAAGAAUUAAUGAUGUUCAAGAAAUGGAAUUAUGAUCAAAGAACAAGAAUGAUUGUUCAAUACCCCUAUGGUCUAUCUAACUUGUGCACAUUGAUGGCACAUCAAACGUGGGAGAUGUCAUUUAUGGGAGGCUUGGUUGCCAGCUUAAAUUAUACCGCGUGGUUUUUGAAUUUAAAGAAGGAUAUGCUGCUUCAUGAAUCAUUGUUAAUGCAUCAUUCUCACCAAUCUGGGCCAUCACCAAGCAUUGAGAUUGAAAUAUCAAACGUUGAGGUUCCUUCAGUGGGCCUUGACCGAAUAAAUUUAAUCAGUUUGCCCAAACUCUCAGGAAAGUGGAUCAAAACCAUAUUUCAAGACUGAUCCAUCAGGAUUUCGCAAAAAGCACGUAAUGGCUGCCCCAAAUUGCUCUUAGGCCUAGCCCUGUCAUGGAAUGAGUUAAUUGACCUUUUGAGUUUUUACUCCUGACAUAUGCUUUUAAUUUCAUUAACAUUAUUUUUUGUGAUAUAACCUAACCAGUAUUGAUAUUUGCACCGUGGU